This is a messenger RNA of Carassius auratus (goldfish), 1123 nucleotides long. RefSeq names its product gastrula zinc finger protein XlCGF7.1-like. NCBI's taxonomy places the organism in Eukaryota, Metazoa, Chordata, Actinopteri, Cypriniformes, Cyprinidae. Gene Ontology annotation, cellular component: nucleus. The record is from RefSeq and is a predicted model, not a curated record. Gene Ontology annotation, biological process: regulation of gene expression. Bases 297 to 1088 code for a protein of 263 amino acids. The transcript is spliced from 2 exons.
GAGAGAUGAGCAGCUCACCGUAUUUCUCUUCUUUACUUUAGUGAAAGUUUAUUGUUUUCAUCAGGUUCAGGGCUACUUGUGCAUCUUUUCUUGCUUCUUUCUACAGAAAGAUAUAUAUAAUAUAGUUUUUUUUUUUUUUUGGCAGAUACUUUACUCUUCCCUCACAGUAGUUGGGAUGUAUUGACAGCAAUAAAUGUAGGACUAUCUUCAUCAGUUUACAAGUGAAGACAAGCAUCAAAUCAUCAGAAGAGCUGAAAUCUGUAACUACUGAGUUUAUUAAAGAGGACAGAGAGAAGAUGAGCGAUCCAGAGCCCUGCAGAAUCAAACACACUGAAGAUACUCAAGAACAAACAGAGCGGAUGGAAGGGAACGAGGAGAGUGAGGUGGAGGAGAAACACAAUGACAAACCUGGAGAAAAGCCUUUCAGUCGCUUAAAUACUAAUACAAUAUUUUUAAAGAAAAGAAGAGCCAAGAAAUCUUUCACCUGCACUCAGUGUGGAAAGAUUUUCUCAUGGAAAGACAGUCUUGUGCUUCACAUGAGAGUUCAUACUGGAGAGAAACCAUACACAUGUGAUCAGUGUGGGAAGAACUUCACACAAUCAGCACACCUUAAGAGACACAUGAACAUCCACACCGAAGAGAAGCCGUUCACAUGUGAUCAGUGCGGAAAAACAUUUUUGUGUGCUUCAUACCUGAAGAAACACUUGAAAGUUCAUAUGAAGGAGAAGCCACAUUCAUGUUCUGAAUGUGGAAAGAGUUAUUCACUUCCGCAAAGUUUAAAUGUACAUCAGAAAAAACAUACUGGUGUGAGAGAGUACAUGUGCUUUGAGUGUGACAAGACUUUUAUUUCAGCGAGCAAUUUAAAACAGCAUGAGAGGAUUCACACUGGAGAGACACCAUACAAGUGUUCACACUGUGACAAGAGAUUCAGAGCGUUAGUAAGUAUGAAAUCACAUGAGUGGAUCCACACUGGAGAGAAGCAACACACAUGUGAUCAUUGCGGGAAGAGUUUUGUUUAUAAAAGUCACCUAAAGAGACACAUGAAGAUCCAUGUAGUGGAAAAAACACUUAGUGAAGAAACCAGUUAGUUUCCUAACAGUCAUGAUGAGCAACAGGAUGUUGG